This is a messenger RNA of Pararge aegeria (speckled wood butterfly), 1861 nucleotides long. Its product is annotated as lipase 1-like. The transcript has 2 exons. Gene Ontology annotation, molecular function: hydrolase activity, acting on ester bonds. The record is from RefSeq and is a predicted model, not a curated record. Bases 134 to 1384 code for a protein of 416 amino acids. Lineage: Eukaryota; Metazoa; Arthropoda; Insecta; Lepidoptera; Nymphalidae. Gene Ontology annotation, biological process: lipid metabolic process.
CGAACGGUUCUCCGGACAUAUUACAUUAAAGUUUUGCGUUAAUAAGAUAUUUCAACCGACAGACACUUCGAGAAGAUUUCAUAUAAACAUUGAGUCCUUAACAGAAUAACCAGCUACAUCGUCAGUCGAUAACAUGGCGUCAAAAGCCAACGUCACAUUUAACGUCCUUUUAUUAUCGGUCGCGAUUAUUGUCGGGAACGUCAUAAGACUUAAAGUGAUUCCUAUUAACAAUGAAGUCAAACGUUACCUGGGCUACCACGAGGACUCGUAUCUCAAUUUCACCGAAAUAAGUGCCAAGUACGGGUACAUAUCCGAAGAACAUACAGUGACAACUGAAGAUGGAUACAUGCUUACUAUUUUUCGAAUGAGAAAAAGGAGCUGCCGCCAGUUUAAAAGACCUCCAGUGAUAUUGAUGCACGGACUACUUCAAAGCGCAGAUGUUUGGUUGGAUGCUGGUCCUAACGCAGGAUUGGCUUAUCUGAUAGCGGACGAAUGCCACGAUCUCUGGGUAGGAAACCAGCGUGGAAACUACUACGGCAGAAGACAUGCUCGCUUAGAUCCAGAUAGAGAUCCUAAAUUUUGGAAGUUUUGUGUGGAUGAAAUCGGACACUAUGAUAUACCCGCUACCAUUGAUUACGUGUUAAAAAAUACUGGUGAAAAGAAGCUGAACUAUGUUGGCUUCUCCCAGGGUGCCGGGACUUUCCUUAUCAUGUGCUCAGAGAGACCUGGAUACUGUGACAAAGCAAAUAUCUUAAUAGGAUUAGCUCCUGCGGCGCGGCAGACGCACACCAGGUCAGUACCUUUCAGAGCAUUGACUGAGGGAAUCAGCAAGUUGGAAGGAGUCCUGUUUUCGACGGGCUUCCAUGAACUUUUUUACAAAGGUGCAAUCGAGCAAGAGUUCUUUUCUUUUCUGUGCAAGUUUAGAGCGACCUCUGAGGCCCUUUGCAAUGCGAUUAUAGCUGCGAUCGAUGCAUUUCAUCCGGGGUCCGUAGGCAAUGAAACAUUGCGAGUGUUGUACGGCCAUUUCCCGGCGGGCACGUCAACCCAUAACAUGGCACGAUACGGGCAGAGUAUGCAAUCGCGCAAGUUUCAGAAAUUCGACUACGGAAAAGAGAGAAAUCUUGAGAUUUACGGAGCUGAGCAGCCUGCAAGCUAUAACCUCACUGCAGUGACGGUCCCUGUUGUAGUUUUGUAUGGAAGAAACGAUCGUUUAGUUGACACCAGGGAUGUGUUUUGGUUGGUCAAGCGAUUGCCAAAUGUGUUGGAAGCAAGUGAAGUCGCUGACCCCUUGUGGAACCACCUCGAUGGGACGUACAGUCAGUUCAACAAACGACUUAUCUUUCCCCAAUUAAAUCAGUAUUUACUGCAGUACAGUGAAGUUUGAAUGAUGGAUUUUAAAUUUAAUGGUCUCGAUAAAUUGGUUAAAUGAAAGACAUUUGGCACACAGACAGCUGAUUAAAAUAUCGAUAAGUUUUUAAUGGAAGUAUACUUACUUAAUAUGUUUAUUUGAAGUAUAAUUUUCAUAGCAAAUCAAAACAGCAAAACUCUAUGGUUAUAUCUAAAGAAGUUUUUUUUUUAUAAGUUUAAUCGUUGAUUAUAUCGAGAUACUUAUCAAAUACACCUCUAUUCAUGUAAUCUUCGGAUAAAGACGUUUCACGGUCAGAACUAAUUGUAAAAGGGGAGUUUUGUUCGAUGUUCGAUAAAUAAUCAUUUGUUUACUUAUUAUUGGUUCAAUAUAUUGUACACUAAGGACAUAUUAUUUACAAAGGUCAACAUUACUUCCUCAGUCGGACGACAAAAUAAGACUUUGCCAUUGCCUUAAUAAAAAGAAAUAAUCAUUUAACCGAAUGUUUUUGAUUAC